AUGACGCAACGUAACGUGCUCCAACAGGUGAAGGCGAUCAUCCCGCCACUCUUGCCCGAGUUCCACAAGGGCCAGGCGGGCCGCGUCGGGAUCCUCGGUGGCUGCCGCGAGUACACCGGCGCGCCGUUCUACGCGUCCGUGUCGAGCAUGCGCCUCGGCUGCGACAUGUCCUUUACGCUCUGUGCGCCGGACGCCGCCCCGGCACUCAAGACCUACUCGCCGGACCUGAUCGUGCAACCCGUCCUGGACACGAGCAAGAGCCGGGACGAGGUGCGCGAGGAGCUGCGUGGCAUCUUUGGGCGGCUCCAUAGCCUGGUUGUCGGCCCCGGACUCGGCAGGGAUCCCCAGCUGCAGGACCUGGCGCGCAUCGCGAUCGAGGAGGCGCGCGCCGCCGAGCUGUACCUUGUUGUCGACGCCGAUGGCCUCUGGCUCGUGCAGAACAACCCCAAGACGGUGCAGGGAUACAAGCGCGCCGUCCUUACGCCGAACGUCGUCGAGUUUGGGCGCCUGUGCGACGCCAUGAAAAUCGACCGUGCGGACCCGAUGCAGACCGCGCAGCGCCUGAGCGAGGCGCUGGGCGGCGUGACGAUCCUCGAAAAAGGGGGCGUCGACCGCAUUGCGUCGCCACACGAGGUGCUCGUGUCCGACGUGCAAGGCGGCCUGAAGCGCUGUGGCGGCCAGGGCGAUCUGCUCAGUGGCAUGCUCGGGACCUUUCUUGCGUGGGCGCAGCGGUACACGGAGCGCGGCCUGCACGAGGUGCCGGCCGACCGCCUCCCCCUUGUCGCGGCGUACGGCGCAUCGGUCGUGACGCGCACCACGUCGCACACCGGCUUUGCACGCCUGGGUCGCAGCAUGCUCACGCAGGACCUGCUGAACGAUAUCGGCCACGCGUAUGAACACCUCUUUGAAGCGUGA
This is a messenger RNA of Malassezia japonica, 915 nucleotides long. Its product is annotated as ATP-dependent NAD(P)H-hydrate dehydratase. Bases 1 to 915 code for a protein of 304 amino acids. NCBI's taxonomy places the organism in Eukaryota, Fungi, Basidiomycota, Malasseziomycetes, Malasseziales, Malasseziaceae. Gene Ontology annotation, molecular function: ATP-dependent NAD(P)H-hydrate dehydratase activity. Gene Ontology annotation, biological process: metabolite repair. The record is from RefSeq and is a predicted model, not a curated record. The transcript is spliced from 3 exons.